AGUGAGGAGGCAGUUUUGUUUUUAUCUGAAGCUUGUCUGAAGAUUCUCGACUCGCUUUUUCAGCUGGAUAUGUGAAACUCAUUUGAAAGUAACAAGUAAAAGAAACAACGAAGUAUUCUUCCAUUGGAACGAGGUUACCUAAUGUCGUACAAGAAUGGCUGAUUGACUGUAAUACAAGCAAGCAGGGAUUAGCAGCGGUGGCCAUAUUUAUACAUAACUGCUUUAUGAAACUGUGCACCAUGGCUAAAGGGAAGAAGGUGGGGUCAAAGGGCAAAAAGAUCACCCUGAAAAUGGCCAAGAAAGCCCUCAGGCUGACACCCGAGGGAAAACGACGUCUUGAUCUCAGCAACAUGGGUAUUGACACCUUUCCAAAAUGUCUUCUAAAACUCACUGACCUGGAGGAGGUGGACCUGAGCCGUAAUCAGCUGAAAAAGAUUCCAGAUUUCAUUGGCCAGCUCAUUGGCGUGCUCUGGCUUGACCUGCACAGCAACUACAUCGAGCAACUGCCGAAAAGCAUUGGACAGCUGGAGUCUCUGUGCCACCUCAACCUUUGCAACAACAGCCUGGACUCGGCCGGUUUGCCCGCUGACAUUGGAAACCUGAGGAACCUGCAGACUCUCAACCUGGGUAUGAACCGACUCACUGCUCUUCCUCUUACCAUGGCUGCUCUGACCAACCUGAGAGAACUGGGCUUGUUCGACAACAAGAUCACUGUGCUUCCUGAAUGCAUCCGCAUGCUGCCCAAUCUGAAAAAAAUUAACACCAACCGCAACCCCAUAGCCUAUGCUCAGAGAGAUGCCAAAGAUACAAGAACAACUGAGAGCUUGUAUUUGGUGAGGGGGGAAGAUCUGUGUAAGCUUUGUCUAGAGAAAUGUAGGGAGGAAAGGCAGAGACAGGAAAGGAAACAGCUUUUAGAUCAGUCUCAAAGGAGAGGUAGGUUGUCAGGGCUGAUCACACCGAACUCAGUGGCACGAAGCAAUCAGGAGUUGUGGCACUAGACUCCAUGUUGAAGACAACUAAACCAACUAAAUGCCAUAAUGUCAGAUAUGUUAUAUUUUAUUUUGAUGUUUUAAUUUAUAUAUAUAUAUGCACACACACACACACACAUAAGUAGAUCAUUAACUGUUUUGACCUUACUUAGGAAUCAAUCAGUUCCUCAAUUUGCAUUCAAUCAAGCAAUAUGGAGCUGAGGACAACAAAACACCUUAAAUGUAGGUUACAUAAAAAAAAAAAGAAAAAAAAAAAAGAAUAUGUUGUAUAUUAUUAAAUUAUGGGAAUUAGUUCAGGUAAUGUAAGAGAAGCAGUUUUCAACUGGAGGAAGUUUUAAUUCUGCAGGCAGCAGUUACUGGUGUGUUUCAUCAGAUUGUUUGGGGGAUUGAGGAUUGAGAACAUUUCUGUCACUCAUUAACAAUGUGCAUAGAAUGUCUUUCCCAGAAGCCUUUAGACAUGUGCUAUCUCCUCUCAAUCUGUCUUUUCUUUUCGGUUUUAAGAAGGCAGCUUUGGGAGAGAUGAUGGUACACAAGCACAGGGACACUUACCUUGCAUUAAGCACGGCCUCUGUCACCCCUCUUCCCUUUAAUGAAGGCACUACAGAGCAUAUUCUAGAGAAAGAACACAAGAGAGAUCAAUCUGGCUUUGCCCUGUCUAACCUCACAUACUCAGCAACUGGUAUACUCACUCACAUUUCUCACCUUUUAAAAGCACUGACAUGGUCUUUGUUCACAAACACCAGAAACACAGAAGCACCAUUCUUCAUGAAUAUUUCAAUUGCGUUUUCCUAAGAAAGAGAAAAUUCUAAUAAUAAUAUAUAUCGCAAAAAAAUCUGAACAAUAUAUAGUAGAGCGAAACGCUAGAAAUGAUUUUAUUUAACAAUAAAUCUCAAAGAGUAUGUUAAAGAAAAAACAACACUUCUAAAUCAGUGCUUUAAUCCUAUGGCAUUAAAUCUGACCUCAAGAAGGAAUCGCAUAAAAUGAGCCUCUUUAAUGUCCUCGUAUGACCAGCGUCUGCAGGCUAGAUUUACGGAGCUUUGUUCUUUCUUCAACAUGCUGCAGAUAAAUGAGUCUCUCACACUGGAAUGAACAUAAAACAUCAAACAUUAUCUGUGAAAGAAUACAUAAGAACAACUGCAAAUACUAAGCUUACUAAUAAAUGAACUAAAACAGUAGCAUUGUGUAUUCAUAAAUUACUAUCGUAGCAUUAAUUGUUGAUUAUAACUAAAAGUUAAUAUACAGUGGAAUUUUUGAACACCCAUAGUUUAAUACGAAGAAUCCCUCAAUGCAAACAGUAUAAUCUAUACUUGUUCAGAUGUUUAUGUUCAGAAACAAUUUAAAGACUUGAAUGAAAAAUAAUGUCAAAGUAUGGGUUGCCUGUUUAAGUAUUUAAACUGUUUAAUCAUGCUUAUUCUAAUAAAAUAACUAGAGCAUGACAUUGAGGAGGUGCAAUGUUUUGAACAUGCUAAUAAAUCUAAUAAAAAUGUCAAAAUAAAUGUAAUAAUAGAGUCAGCAAAUAAAUGCUUGAACCAAAAUACUGUAUUAUUUAGCAAGUAUUUUUGCAACAUGCUUUAAUGGGCAACUACACCAAGAAAAUCAGAGCU
Molecule: messenger RNA, 2593 nt
Organism: Tachysurus vachellii
Lineage: Eukaryota; Metazoa; Chordata; Actinopteri; Siluriformes; Bagridae
Gene: lrrc18a
Product: leucine rich repeat containing 18a
Exons: 2
Coding region: 225-998 (257 amino acids)
Molecular function (GO): protein binding
Source: RefSeq, a predicted model, not a curated record